CGAGAUUUGACGGAAGGGUAAGCAACCGAUUCAGAACAGAAGAACAACUCAGUGAGCGAAAGAGAGAGAAGAGGAAGAGAGAAGAAGAAUGGAUCCAGAGCAAGUGGACGAGUUCGUAAUGGGCUACUUGAAGAAGAAAGGCUUCAACAGCGCAGCUAAACAGCUUCAAGAAGCUCUUCACCACAACAAUGGCGGCACCUUCAAUUCCACGGAUUACCAUAACGAUCCUGAGCUCACCAAGCUCAUCCGCUCCUUCUCCCAAUCAGAGAAUGAUCCAACUCGGUACCGUGAUGGUUACAGCAAACUUAGGUCAUGGGCAUAUAACUCGUUGGAUCUAUAUAAACAUGAGUUGCUCCGAGUGAUGUAUCCUGUGUUUAUUCAUUGUUACAUGGAUCUUGUUGGUAAAGGACACACUCGAGAAGCGAGAGCCUUCUUUAACAGCUUCCGGAAAGAUCAUGAAAUGAUACAUUUACGGGAUCUUCAGAAGCUGGAAGGCGUUCUUGUUCCUUCUCAUCUAGAGGAGAUGGAGUUUGCUCGUUCUCUUAGACAAAGCAAGGUCAACAUCAAGAUUUGUCAGUAUUCAUAUGAUCUGUUGCUUCAGUAUCUACAUAGGACGGAAUCUACUUUAAUGCUUGGUAUUAUUAACGAGCACAUCAAUUUCCAAGUCUACUCGGGACAACCAAAUUCCUCAUCUGAUGACAUAGACGCUGUCACCAUUGUUGGGAGUUUUCAGGAGACAGCUGAUCACAUUAAUCAAAAAGAAAUACAGUGGGGAUUGCUUGAAGACUCGCUCGAAGAUCGCCUCGAGAAGACGGGAAGUCUACUGUCUGAUUCUGAGAAGGGACAAGGAGAAAGUAAAGACGGGGACGUGGACGAUAGUAAGAAAAGAUCCAACGAAAUUGGAAAGCAAGGCUCUUCCUUAAAAAAGUUAAAGAAGGACAAAGCAGGAAAUGCAACAGCAAAGGUUGCACGUCAGGAGACCAGCAUAGUAUCGCCGGCACCACGUGUGAAACCGGAACUUGCCUUGCCAGUCAUGUCAACGGAUGUAGAAGAAUCCAUCCUUGAAGACCUGAGAAACCGUGUGCAGUUGAGUAGUGUUGCAAUGCCAUCUGUCAGCUUUUAUACAUUUGUUAAUACUCAUAACGGCUUAAACUGUGCAUCUAUAUCUCAUGAUGGUUCUCUGGUUGCUGGUGGCUUCUCAGAUUCAUCAAUAAAGGUCUGGAACAUGGCGAAGAUAGGACAAGCUGGUAGUGGUGCUUUGCAAGGUGAAAGUGAUACAAAUGAUCAAAACGUUGGACCAAAUGGCAGAAGAAAUUAUACAUUAUUACUGGGUCACUCAGGGCCAGUUUACUCGGCCACUUUCAGUCCACCUGGAGAUUUUGUAUUAUCUUCUUCAGCAGAUACAACGAUACGGCUGUGGAGCACACAACUAAAUGCCAAUCUUGUGUGCUACAAAGGUCACAAUUACCCUGUAUGGGAUGUCCAGUUUAGCCCUUUCGGGCAUUACUUUGCAAGCUGUUCUCAUGAUCGCACUGCACGGAUUUGGUCGAUGGACCGAGUACAACCUCUGCGGAUAAUGGCAGGGCAUCUAUCUGAUGUUGAUUGUGUACAGUGGCAUCCCAAUUGUAACUACAUUGCGACCGGUUCUAGUGAUAAGACGGUGAGACUCUGGGAUGUGCAAACUGGGGAAUGUGUCAGGAUAUUCAUUGGGCACAGGAGUAUGGUUUUAUCAUUGGCGAUGUCACCAGAUGGGAGAUAUAUGGCCUCUGGUGAUGAAGAUGGAACCAUAAUGAUGUGGGACCUCUCAACAGCUCGCUGCAUCACACCUCUCAUGGGCCAUAAUUCAUGUGUAUGGAGUCUCUCUUACAGCGGCGAGGGGUCUCUUCUGGCUUCUGGAUCUGCGGACUGCACAGUGAAACUGUGGGACGUCACUUCAAGCACCAAAUUGACCAAGGCCGAGGAAAAAAAUGGAAACACAAACAGACUGCGCUCACUCAGGACUUUCCCCACGAAGUCCACACCAGUUCACGCUCUCAGAUUUUCUCGGAGAAAUCUGCUGUUUGCUGCAGGAGCGCUCUCAAAACCCGCAAGCUGAUAUAAAACCAAAUGGUAUCUGAGAUUUGCUCCUUUUUACAUUCUUGCAAGCUGUUGUAGAUCAGAAGAAAUCAAGUGUAGAAUAGUCAGUUCUCUUGAUACUCUUAUCAUUAUCUCCAAAAGGUUUACUUGUUUAUGGCCUUGGCUUGUCAUUUCUAAAUUCCAAAGAUGUUGAGAUUCUCUUAGUAAACUACUAUGUAACCAAUCCGGAAAUCACUUGGAGCAUGUUUGGUUUGUAGGAUUUUCCAAAAAAAAAAAAAAAAACCUUUUGAAAGACA
Messenger RNA from Brassica napus (rape), 2372 nucleotides. Its product is annotated as transcription initiation factor TFIID subunit 5. The transcript is spliced from 19 exons. Gene Ontology annotation, molecular function: protein binding; RNA polymerase II general transcription initiation factor activity. Bases 89 to 2095 code for a protein of 668 amino acids. Gene Ontology annotation, cellular component: transcription factor TFIID complex. The record is from RefSeq and is a predicted model, not a curated record. NCBI's taxonomy places the organism in Eukaryota, Viridiplantae, Streptophyta, Magnoliopsida, Brassicales, Brassicaceae. Gene Ontology annotation, biological process: transcription initiation at RNA polymerase II promoter.